AUGAGAGUCAAUAUUUUAAAAUACGUUCUUUUUUCAAUUAUUAUUUGUUUUUUUGAAUAUGCCAAAAAUGAAUUAUACUAUGUAAAUGAGAGAAUCAUAUAUCUUGAAAGGAAUAUAACCAACUUUAGAAAUAAUAGGAUAUUAGCAGAUAUAGACAAUCAAUUCGAUUUAAAUGAGUUUUAUCAAUCAAUUUUGAGUCUUGUAGAUCAAUUUAAUGAAUACAAUGUUGAUGACGAAAAAAUAACAUAUCUUCGAAAUAUUAUAGAUUCACAUAUAAAGAAGCAUAAAGAAAAUAAUACAUUGCCCGAUUUAAAUAAUUUAGAUAAGAAAACUAAAAAGCUAAUUGAUGAACUUCGAAAAGAAUUAGAAGAAGUAAAAAAAGAGCUUGAUAAUAAAAGAGAUAGUGAAUUAGAAAUACAGCCGAUACAUGAUAAAAGAAUAAUAAAAAAGGAUGAAAAUAAUUCUAUAUCAGAACAAGAAAACUUUAAACAAUUGGAAAAUUCUGAAAAUAUUUUGGAGACUGAAGAUAAUAAAUUUGAUGAUAAAGAUAAUAAAAUUACAUUAAGUAAUAAUUAUAAGAAAUUCCAAAUUAACCAAAAGUUAAAAGAUAAAAAAGCACUUGCGAUCUGGGGAAUGUUUAUAGUAUCUAAUAUUUUGGUAAUAUCAUUAGGAACGGGGUACUUAGCAAUAUUACUUAUACCGUGUACAGCUUUCAUAAUUAACAAAUAUUGGGAAUCCUUUAAAAAAUUAAAAAAAUCAAAAAUAUCAAAAUAA
Plasmodium yoelii is the source of this 774-nucleotide messenger RNA. Its product is annotated as fam-b protein. The transcript has 2 exons. Lineage: Eukaryota; Apicomplexa; Aconoidasida; Haemosporida; Plasmodiidae. The record is from RefSeq and is a predicted model, not a curated record. The annotation marks the transcript as partial.